Molecule: messenger RNA, 3312 nt
Organism: Lonchura striata (white-rumped munia)
Lineage: Eukaryota; Metazoa; Chordata; Aves; Passeriformes; Estrildidae
Source: RefSeq, a predicted model, not a curated record
UUUAAUAUUCAGCCAAAAGCUCUUAAACUACUGGGAAUGGAGGAUGAUGAGCCUCCCACCAAAGGGAAGAAGAAAAAGAAGAAAAAGGAGGAAGAGAUUGAUAUUGAUGUGGAUGACCCAGAAGUCAGCCGCUUUCAGUACCCCUUUCAUGAGCUGAUGGUGUGGGCUGUGCUGAUGAAACGGCAGAAGAUGGCUCUGUUCCUUUGGCAACGAGGGGAGGAAUCCAUGGCCAAGGCACUUGUGGCUUGUAAACUCUACAAGUCUAUGGCCCAUGAGUCUUCAGAGAGUGAGCUGGUGGAUGACAUUUCUCAGGAUCUGGACAACAACUCAAAAGAUUUUGGCCAGCUGGCUGUUGAACUCUUGGAUCAGUCCUAUAAACAUGAUGAGCAGAUUGCCAUGAAACUGCUGACAUAUGAACUGAAAAACUGGAGUAAUUCUACCUGCCUGAAGUUGGCUGUGGCAGCUAAACACAGGGACUUCAUUGCCCACACCUGCAGCCAGAUGCUUCUGACAGACAUGUGGAUGGGGCGACUGCGCAUGCGGAAAAACCCCGGCCUUAAGGUUAUAAUGGGAAUUCUCUUCCCUCCCACCAUCCUUUUCCUGGAGUAUCGCAGUUAUGAUGACUAUUCCUACCAGACAUCGAAAGAAAAUGAGGAAGGCAAAGAAAAAGAAGAAGAAAAUGCGGAUGCAAAUGCAGAUACAGGCUCCCGAAAAGGGGAUGAAGAGAAUGGAAAGAAAAAACAACAGAGCCUUCCAAUUGGAACAAAGAUCUAUGAAUUCUAUAAUGCACCUAUUGUCAAAUUUUGGUUCUACACAAUAUCGUACCUUGGUUACUUGAUGUUAUUUAAUUACAUCAUCUUGGUGCGGAUGGAACGGUGGCCAUCAGUCCAGGAAUGGAUUGUCAUCUCCUACAUUGUGACACUGGCUUUGGAGAAAGUCAGAGAGAUUCUAAUGUCAGAGCCUGGCAAGCUGAGCCAAAAAAUCAAAGUUUGGCUCCAGGAAUACUGGAAUAUUACUGACCUGGUGGCUAUUUCAGUAUUUAUAAUAGGAGCAGUUCUUCGCCUGCAGAACCAGCCUUACAUGGGUUAUGGAAGAGUGAUUUACUGUGUAGAUAUCAUUUUCUGGUACAUUAGAGUACUAGAUAUCUUUGGUGUGAACAAAUAUCUGGGACCUUACGUCAUGAUGAUUGGAAAGAUGAUGAUUGACAUGCUGUACUUUGUGGUCAUCAUGCUUGUGGUUCUGAUGAGCUUUGGAGUGGCCCGCCAGGCUAUCCUGCACCCAGACGAGGAGCCCUCCUGGAGACUGGCUCGCAACAUCUUCUACAUGCCCUACUGGAUGAUCUACGGAGAGGUGUUCGCUGACCAGAUAGACCGUAAGAGUAGAAUUCAUACUCCUUGUGGGGACAAUCUUUAUGAUGAUGAUGGUAAACGCCUCCCUCCGUGCAUCCCAGGGGCCUGGCUCACUCCUGCUAUUAUGGCCUGCUACCUUUUGGUAGCAAAUAUCCUGUUGGUAAACCUGCUGAUUGCUGUCUUCAACAAUACCUUCUUUGAGGUAAAAUCAAUAUCCAACCAAGUCUGGAAGUUCCAGCGGUACCAGCUGAUCAUGACAUUCCAUGACAGACCUGUCCUGCCACCACCAAUGAUUAUCUUCAGCCACAUCUACAUCAUCAUCAAGCGGAUCUGCUGCCGCUGCAGGAAGGGUGAUGGAGACCAGGACGAGCGUGACAGGGGACUGAAGUUGUUUCUGAAUGAUGAAGAGUUAAAAAAACUCUAUGAGUUUGAAGAGCAAUGUGUAGAAGAAUACUUCCAGGAGAAAGAGGAUGAGCAGCAGUCAUCUAACGAUGAACGCAUCAGAGUUACUUCUGAAAGAGUUGAAAAUAUGUCUAUGAGGCUAGAAGAAGUGAAUGAAAGGGAACAUUUUAUGAAAGCUUCUCUCCAGACAGUCGACCUGCGGCUGUCUCAGCUGGAGGAGCUCUCCGGCCGGAUGGUGAAUGCUCUGGAGAAGCUGGCGGGCAUCGACAAAUCCGAGCUGACGUACACGCGCUCGCGGGCUUCGUCAGAGUGUGAUGCUGCCUAUCUCCUGAGGCAGAGCAGUGUCAACAGCUCUGAUGGCUACAGCAUGUACAAAUACCACAUUGGUGGUGACGAGCUGACCUAUGAUGACAGCACCACGCCUAUGUCACCUGCCAUGCGUAAAAAAGCUCAUUCUAUUGGUACCAGAGAAGAUGGAGCAGACCCGAGGAUGCUGGUUCCAGAACAGCAAACUGGACUCCAUGCCUCAAGUCCUAAUGCAGUCGCUACAGCAGAUCACAGUAAAUCUACAUUAGAAAUUGCACAGAAUGUUUCCAGACCCCAUUCUGAUUCAGGCAGUUUGGGGAGUGAAAAGCAGGGGGUUUUCAGUAGUGAUGGAAUGAUUCCUCAAAGUGUAAACCAGAUGAAUGCUGUUACGAACAGUCAGUCAGUAGCAGGACCAGAUUUUCAGAACGCUCAGUUAAAAGUAGAACGUACCAAGUUAGAAGCAACCAUCUCUUAUCCCUUGGACAAAUCCAAAGCAAUGCGCUAUUUUCCUCCUGAAACUUUCAGUGCUUGUCAAACCACUAUGAUGAAGUCAAGGAGCUUUAUUUUUGCACAAGGUGGAAAGCUGGUUGGAGGAGUUAACAACUGGACCUCGGAGUACAGUACCAUUAUGGAUCAGGUGUGCCCUUCUACAAUUGAACAGUGGGCCACAGAGUGGAAAUAUGAAGUUGAGCAGCAGCUUUCUCAAGAGCGUCCUCCAGAGUACCCUGGGUUGAUCUCUGAAGCAGAAAGGCAAGCAGAAGAGAAGCAGAUGGACACAGAUGAUGAUAGUAAUGUUGGUGAAGCAGGUAUGAGUGCCUCUUACACCUCUAUGCCUGCCCCUGUCAAGGCUGAGAAGGAGAAUUUCCUGUCAGCAAAGCCAGAAAGGACUCCUGGGUUCCCAUCAGUACGCUCCAAGAGUUUGCACAGCCAUUCCCGGAAAGCCAAGUCUGUGAAGGACAAAUUAAAUAGACCAGGACAUGCCAGCAGUGUAACUAAUUUGGUGGUAGCAUUUGGCAGUGCAACAGAAGAACAGAAAACCAGGCAAGAAAAUGCAUCCACAGAAACUGAAUGUUAAAGUGGCUUGUGGCCCCUGUUUUACCAACAGUUGAGAAAGCAGAGUGAUUAACUGAACAAAUUAGGGAUUUUAAAAUUAAUGUCUAAAGAAGAAUUAUGAAUAUAUGUAUUUCUCUUCUUUUAAACUUAAUAGAUACAUGUUCUGUUCUUAAAUAAAUGCUUGCUGGGCUGGUGGAAGGGA